AUGUUUCGAUUGACCUUCGGCAUAUUGGUAUAUUUGUUGGUCUGCGUGGUCUACUCGGCCCCUGUGCUGGACACGCGCGGCGGGUUGAUAGGAGAAGACUCACAUUGGGUGAAUGUCUGGACAGCUAUGCCUCAGCUGGUUGAGCCUGCCAAUCUUCCUCCAUUUCCAUUUAACGGAUCGGAUUCGGUGUUUGAAAACACCACCAUUCGUCAAACCCUCCAGGUUUCACUCCCCGCGAGGCAGAUCCGGAUUCGUCUCUCCAAUGCAUUUGGUACCAAUGAACUCGCCAUCACUGGAGUGACGGUUAGUCAGCCAGCGAAAGGAGAGGUAGGCUUAAGCGAAUCACAGCCAGAGUCAAUGAGGACUGCUUUUUUCAAUGGGAAGCCAGGAACACUGAUCCCCAACGGGGCAUUGGCUGUCUCCGACCCUAUUGAUUUUGCCGUCGAGGCUCAAUCCCCUCUCAUGAUCAGCAUAUAUCUUGAAAAUGGACAAAGUGGCUUUUCAAUCACCGGGCAUCCCGGAAGUAGGACGACUUCAUAUCUGACACUUGGAAACUGGAUCAGCGCGCAGAAUACGACACACUCAUCUGUUCAAAGUAUAGACCACUGGUAUUUCAUCAGCGGGGUGGAAGGUUUGAUGCCUCCCGGGCAUAAGAGCGUUGCAAUUAUUGGCGACAGCAUCACUGAUGGCCGAGGGAGCACGACCAAUGCAAACAAUCGUUGGCCGGACUUACUACUCAGAAAGAUGCAAAAACACAACUUCACUUCAAACAUCUCGGUUUCGAAUCAAGCAGCCGGCGGGAACCGCAUCCUCCAGGAUGGCCUCGGGCCGAGUGUAUUGAGCCGUCUGGAUAGAGACGUGCUCUCGCAGUCUGGAGUACGAUUUGCGAUAAUCUUCGAAGGUGUGAACGAUAUCGGCCUCGCUAGUCCCGACGGUCCUUCUCAAUCACAGAUCGAGGAACGUCUUAUUGCAGCGUAUCAACAAGUUGCGACACGAGUCCAUGCUUUGGGAAUUCCAUUAUUCGGGGCAACUAUCACCCCAUUCGGCUCAUCGCCAACAUCGGAUUAUAUUCAGCCGUACUCGAGUGCUGCGCGCGAGAAAACCCGGCAACGGAUUAACGCAUUUAUCCGGGAAAGUCGUAUCUUUGACGCGGUCUUGGAUUUCGAUCGUGUUCUAGGAGACCCCCUGGCUCCAAGCCAAUUGUUAAAGGACUAUGACUCAGGCGACCAUCUUCAUCCGAAUGUGGCUGGUUAUCAGGCUUUGGCGGAUUACUUUCCUCUAGAAAUAUUGGCGGAGAAUUGA
Messenger RNA from Penicillium salamii, 1302 nucleotides. The record is from the annotation of a GenBank genome assembly. Lineage: Eukaryota; Fungi; Ascomycota; Eurotiomycetes; Eurotiales; Aspergillaceae.